CUCCUCCUCCUCCAUCAGCGGCUCAUUCUGCUCCACCACUCCGUCUCCUCCACCAACACCGGCCGGCCGACACUACAGCGCGCAUCUCAUCCUCUUCAUCUUUACUUUCAGAGCAGGACUUUGUAGGCGACUUUUCUCCCCAGAAUGUUUUGGACGCCGAUUCAGUGAAGGUUUGAGAUUCAAAGAGCGCACAGUUGGUCUCUGCGCCUGAAGUGAUGCCGGUGGAAACAUUUGGACAAUGAUCGCAAUCAGCGGUGGGAUUUAUCUUGUAUCUGUUCAGCCUGACAAGAAAAACUGAGGAAUCUGGAAGAGAACCCCUCCCGAGGCAACAGAGUUUAAGUGGGUUUAUGUCUUGGGUUCAAUCCUUGUAUUAAUUCAAGCUCUUAGGUUCAGAUUUCGGAGUGCAUUUUCGUUAAGAAGUCCAGCCCUCCUCGGACACUGUAGGUUAGGGUCAGGGUUAGUAAAGGUUGGGAAGGGCACCCAGCUGUGAGCACUAGUGUUUAAAUGUUUGGGAUUCAGGAGCACCUGAUUCGAGAAAUUGGCGGAUUAAAAGACCGAAGCCUCGCGGAGGAGAUGGACCCGAUGCGCUCCUGGGUCAGGAACGUCGGGGUCGUGGACGCCAACGCAGCGGCGCAAAGCGGUGUGGCGUUGUCCAGAGCCCACUUCGAGAAGCAGCCUCCCUCCAACCUGCGCAAGUCCAACUUCUUCCACUUCGUGCUGGCGCUGUACGACCGCCACGGGCAGCCGGUGGAGGUGGAGCGCACCGCCUUCGUAGACUUCGUGGAGCACGAAAAGGAGCAGAGUGGUGAAAAGACAAACAACGGAACACACUACAAGCUGCAGCUCCUCUACAGCAACGGCGUCCGGACGGAACAGGACCUUUACGCCCGUCUCAUCGACUCCGUCACCAAACAGCCCAUCACCUACGAAGGUCAGAACAAAAACCCGGAGAUGUGCAGAGUUCUGCUGACACACGAGGUGAUGUGCAGGUGAGUCCCCACACACAAAC
Molecule: messenger RNA, 1009 nt
Organism: Gadus macrocephalus (Pacific cod)
Lineage: Eukaryota; Metazoa; Chordata; Actinopteri; Gadiformes; Gadidae
Product: transcription factor COE2-like
Exons: 5
Coding region: 505-993 (162 amino acids)
Biological process (GO): regulation of transcription by RNA polymerase II
Molecular function (GO): RNA polymerase II cis-regulatory region sequence-specific DNA binding; DNA-binding transcription factor activity, RNA polymerase II-specific
Source: RefSeq, a predicted model, not a curated record